Drosophila virilis is the source of this 1751-nucleotide messenger RNA. Lineage: Eukaryota; Metazoa; Arthropoda; Insecta; Diptera; Drosophilidae. The record is from RefSeq and is a predicted model, not a curated record.
AUUACAAAACACUAACCCUGUGUACGUGUUUGUUUGUGGUGGUUGCAAUACAUUUGUUUGUGCGUAGAAAGUGUAAAUUAUUACAACGAAAAACGCAAAAAUUCUGCACGAUAUAAAACACUUGCAGCUUGCCAACUGAAUACGGUGAGUACCUGCCGCACUUCGCAGCAGAAUGGACAUCAUGGACAUACAGGCUGUCGAAUCGAAGUUAAGUGACGUCACAGUGACACCAAUACCACGCUCGCAAGUACAAAACUUUUACAACUAUCAGCAGCAGCGCGAACAGCGCGAACAACAGCCCCAAAUCCAAAUAUCUGCUAUACAUCAUUCACGCAGCGGCGCCAGCGGCGGCGCCAGCAGCGCUGGCAGCAACAAUAACAUGACCGCCACAGAUUAUGCGACCAGCAGCAGCAGCGGCGGCGGCGGCGGCGUCGGCAGCGGCAGCAAACGUGAUCGCAACAAUGCACAAAGCAGCGCCGCAGCGACAGCAGCAGCAGCAGCAGCUGCCGUUGCCGCACUGCAAUAUUCGCCACAAUUUCUGCAGGCACAGCUGGCGCUGUUGCAAAAACAAUCGAACACAACUGCCACACCGUCAGCCUCAUCGGCCGCAGCAGCGGCCGCAGCAGCACUAUCGCUGGCCAACAUUGCAGCCGCCAGCAAUGGACGCAACCUCUCGAACUCGGCCAACAGCGGCAACAGCAACAUCAAUAGCAAUAGCAAUAGCAACAGCAAUGCCAAUGCCGUCAGCAGCAGCAGCAGCACAAUUAAUCUGGGCUUGAAUCUCACACAAUCACAGCUGAAAUAUCCGCCGCCAUCGACCUCGCCGGUGGUUGUUACCACACAGACAUCGGCGAAUAUAACAACGCCGCUGACCUCCACUGCCAAUCUGCCGACAGCGGGCAGCAUGGUCGGUGGCAAUGGGCUGAGCAAAUAUGCCCAGCUGCUGGCGGUUAUUGAGGAAAUGGGCCGUGAUAUAAGACCCACAUAUACGGGCUCGCGCAGCUCCACGGAACGCUUGAAGCGCGGCAUUGUCCAUGCACGGAUACUGGUGCGCGAGUGCCUCAUGGAAACGGAGCGUGCGGCGCGUCAAUGAGAGGAGGAGGAGUGCGGCAGCGUGCCGCCACCGGAUUAAGUUUUGCACCAGAAAAUACACUAAACUACAUAAACACAAGCACUUCACAUUGGGCAUGGUGAAAAAUAAUCUAGCAUUUAAGUGUGACCAGACUAGUGGCAAUGAAAGCCAAUUAUUCAAAGCAAUUUCGUAACGGUAUAUUUUUUACACCCCCCCUCCCCCCUCCCCCUCCAACAAACAACACAAUUUCAAGAACUAGGCAAAAACUUUUAUAAAUUGAUAAUUCUUGAGAUCUGUUCCUACAUACUAUAUGCCACAUUUUCCAUGCAAUCGAAUACUGUCUGCCUGUCUAAACAUAUAUAUAUAUAUACUAUAUAUAUAUGCUUGUACAUUGAUCUGAUUUGAAUAGAUCACUGGAUGUCUGGGCCUAUAGCUACACAGUAUUCUGAAGGCAUGAGAAAAUGUGCAUAAAACUCGUAUAUAUAUGUAUAUCAUUGGCGUACACAGAUGCUAUAGCUUUCACUAUGCCUGUAACGAGUAACGAGUAGAAAGUAACGAGUGUUGAGCUAAAUUAGUUACAUAAGGCACUCGUUAGAAUUAACAAAAUGUGCUUUCAUUUAUUAUUUAAGCACCUUAUUUUAAUAUAUCAUAUUUCAUUAUUAAACAAUAGCAAAUUGUA